Messenger RNA from Protopolystoma xenopodis, 654 nucleotides. Lineage: Eukaryota; Metazoa; Platyhelminthes; Monogenea; Polystomatidea; Polystomatidae. The record is from the annotation of a GenBank genome assembly.
AUGCACAACCCAAAAGGUGUGAAGCAUUCGUCGAAAUCCAACCCCUUUUUCAACGCCAUUGAGCCCGAGGCGACGGACGACAAUGCUCGAGAAAACCAUCCGCUGCUUCGAGCUGGCUUCACAACUUUUGCAUACAUUCGCAAGUUGGCGUCCCGUCUCCGGGGGUUCAAUCUUGGCGCCAUCUGCCAUCGGACACGCAGCCACUCGAAGCCUCUUCCAGUUCGAGUCCCGCGCGUCGGACAGACGGUCACAAGUCCACCUAUGCACCGCGCCAGCGGACAAAAUGGGGCCGGCGAAAGCGUCAACUCUCGUCGGCCGUGGCAACCAGACAUGCGUGACCCGUUAGCGCUCGCAUGGCCGCAUGGCAACGGACAGUUUGAGCGCGAAAGAGAAGAUUAUUUGAGCAAAAAAGACAAUUCACACGAGCUCACCCGAAGCACCUGGUCAGGGCGGCCUUGCCGAGAAGACGUCGACGGCAACGACGACGACGACGACGACAACGACGGCGACGGCGACGGCGACGGCGACGGUGACGGAGGUAGGCAAUCCACAAGUGGAACAGACGAGAUUGGGCCAAGUUUGGCGUCACACCAACGCAAAGGUGGGCACACGCAACAGGACAAGAGUAGAGAAAACAGACAAUGCCAGACGUAA